UGCGGUGCGGCAGUCUCCGGUAUUGUGAGUGCUCUCGGCGAAGUUGGUGCCAGUGCCAGCCUGGCAAUGACAUCUUGCAAAGAAUAUCCUCUGGCAGGAUUCCGCCAGGCAGAGCGCAAAUGCAUCGAUGACGACUGUGUUCAGAUUCCUGGGCCUAUGAUGUCGCAGGCAGGACGCCAAAGAUAUAAUCUUGGUCGCCGAUUGUUCAUCGGGAGUGGAAUUGGUGGAAUGGGAGUUCAGUGUGCUGUGGAUGUUGGGUUUAUUGUCGAUAACAUUUACGAUUCAAUCUUCUUCAUCCAGCAAGCAGUGAACCUGGACUUCUGCAGCAAGAACGUCCGCUACGGGCCAUACAACUACCUCACUGGCGUGCCGGAGGCCGCCUGUGCAAUGGACAUUGCCGGCGCUAUCGCCUGGAUCUCUCAAAUUGCGACUUUUGUUCAGCAGCUGGUCAGUCACUGUCCGGACUUGCUACAGCUCCCCACCCUUUGCGGAUCCAGUGCCACAGGAAUGUUCUCAGCGGCCUCGCAGAUUGCCACAUGGGGAUCCGGGAUCGCAGUUGCGUGCGCGGACCAUGAGAGCUUGACUCGAGUUCCGGCGGCGCUCAUACUUGCGGACUAUGCCGUCAUCGCAGGUCGGGAGGUGGAGUUUGUGAAGCUCUGCUCAAAGGCUUUGGACUCCUUCGGAGUGAAAUGCGAGUGGGUUCAGGGAGAAGAUAACUCAACCAGCGAGAAUGUCUUGCUCGACCUCCUCGGCACUCGCGACGGCCUGUUGCUCGCAGAGGCACAAAUUCGCAUGAGUGGCUUGAUGGUCCCCGGGUUCGAUACUUUGACGUUCAUCUCCAGGAAGGUCCUGCCUGUCUACCAACGACGGCUCCAGGAGGACGGCAAUCCGGACGAGCAGGCGGAGCACGAGAACUUGCAGAAGCUUGAGGAGGACCUCAACAAGAAGUGGGACCCCGAGAACCAUCCGAAGAUGAAAGCAUUGCGUGAAGCGAUGAGGGAACUUCGAGGAGUUCGGAACCAGUUCGCUCAUGUCGAUGGCGAGUCGCAACACAACUUGACCCUUGCGAACCUUCAAGAGAAGCUGCACUUGAUCGAACCGGCUCUGCAUCAGAAGUCUAUGCUCGGCCAGGAUAAAUGUGAGUAA
Messenger RNA from Symbiodinium necroappetens, 1146 nucleotides. NCBI's taxonomy places the organism in Eukaryota, Dinophyceae, Suessiales, Symbiodiniaceae. The record is from the annotation of a GenBank genome assembly.